Gigantopelta aegis is the source of this 1207-nucleotide messenger RNA. RefSeq names its product sodium- and chloride-dependent glycine transporter 2-like. The record is from RefSeq and is a predicted model, not a curated record. NCBI's taxonomy places the organism in Eukaryota, Metazoa, Mollusca, Gastropoda, Neomphalida, Peltospiridae. The transcript has 3 exons. Gene Ontology annotation, biological process: sodium ion transmembrane transport. Bases 268 to 654 code for a protein of 128 amino acids. Gene Ontology annotation, cellular component: membrane.
UUCCCUCUCUGGUGAAUUGAGAUAAUAUAUACACAUACUGGCCAAGUAGUUUGAAAAAAGUGUGCUUGUCUUUGGAUAGUAAGUACGAUAUCAAUGAGCAUUGCCACUUUAUCGUAUGAUAUUGAUGACUAGCAAUCAAACUACAAUCAACAACUGACAACUGUCGUUGCCGCACGACACUAGAGCUUGCACUUGAGAAUCAAGAUUAGUCUCAACAACCGGCAGUAACAGCGCAGUAGCUUUCUAACAUUAGCUACCUAUUUUAGCAUGACAUAUCAUAAAUCUGAAGUAACAGAACAUCUUGUCGUCUUAUACAUUUAUUAUAUCCAGGGUGGAAUCUACAUAUUCCAACUGGCUGACUGGUACGUAGCGGCUCUUGUGCUCGCCGUAGGAAUCAUAGAAUGCAUCAUCGUGACCUGGAUAUAUGGAUUCAAUCGACUAUAUGAAGAUCUGGAACUCAUGAUAGGAAGAAAGGUUCCCGUCUUCUUCAAAGUCGUUCUAACAUUCGUCACUCCACUGGUAUUGUUGCGAAUAGCCAAGACGAUUUCUCCAUCAAAAAACAGGGUUCCGAACACGUGUUUAUCUCGAGCGAAGUACAGACAGAAACAAAAGAACUCGUUUAGAGAAAAUAUAUGUCACUUGUGCACUCGAUAAGCAAGAUGUUUUGAGUCUUGGUGUUACCUCCUCGUUAUUCAAAGUGACAAACUUUAAUUUUAAAGUGACAAACUCUAGUUUAUAAACACUGUGGCAUAUUUUUCACUAUUAGAGUUGUUUAUGAUAUCUGAAAUCGAACACGACUUAUACUGUCUUGUUUAGAUUCUCCAUGUUCGUACAGCCGAAGUGUUUCUGAUUAUCCUAGUGUGUCUAAUACCACAGAAUGCAUUGUUUAUAUUGGGGGGAAAAACCUAAAAAAACCAAACAACCGCACGUGCGUAUGAGAAGUAACUGUUAUAUAGGCGAGUUCUUCUCUAUGUUAGCUAUAUUUCCCUGUUUCAACGUCACAGUCUCGUUUCAAUCUGCUAUAAUAUUAUCCAAAUCCACCAACACUGUUUACUAGUUCUGAUACACGUGUUAUCGCUAUCAACAUUACAAAAUAUAUUAUCAUGAGUUGCCUUCCUACAGCCAAUGCACCAAGACUGGCAUAUCAAAGGUAUGUGUUUUCCUGUCUGUGGGAUGGUGCAUAUAAAAGACCCCUUGGUACUAUGGG